AUGAAUCUCUUCUCACUGAAGAUUAUUGCUCUCUCUAUCCUCUCCUUGGUAACCUCCACAGCUAACACCACCACCAUUGGAGUUACUUACAACCCUUCCGCCACCACCAACAACCUCCCAACACCUGAGCAAGUCGCCUCCACCCUCCUUUCCCACCUCCAUGUCUCCUCCGUCCACCUUCUCAACCCAACUCCGGCCGCCAUACGAGCCUUUUCCUACUCCAACAUCUCCCUCCUCCUCACCAUCCCAAACGACUUGAUCUCCUCCUUCGCCGCCAACAUCUCCUCCGCCACCCAAUGGGUUUACACUUACGUCCUCCCUUUCCAUCCCCGGGCUCGCAUUUCCCUCAUCUCCCUCGGUUCUGAUGUCGUUUCUUCCCUUCCUUCCAUGUUAGACCCCACCACCGACCCUUCCACUCUCCUCAUUCCGGCCAUGCGCAAUCUCCAGCAGUCACUUUAUGUUCUGGGCAUCAGAACCAUACCCGUUUCCACCACCUUCUCCUACAUCAGCAUCAUCACCACCACAUUCCCACCCUCCUCCGCCGAAUUCCAGGAACCCAUCAACAAUCUACUCAUCAAACCAGUUUUACAGUUCCUGGACGAGAAUAAUUCCUCUUUCCUCAUUGAUAUUCAUCCUUUCAACGUCUACAAGCUCCGCUCUGAGAUCCCAGUUGGGUUUGCUCUGUUUCAGGAUAUCCCCUACAACUUCCGGGAUGAUGCUAUAACUGGAGCCCGUUAUAGGAACUUGUUUGACAUGAUGGUUGACGGAGUGAUCGCUGCGUUGGCUAACUUCGGGCACCAAAAUAUUCCGAUGAUUGUGACUCAAACCGGAUGGCCUAGCGCCGGUGAGGAUGGGGAUGGUUCUGAGGUUAGUCCUGCUUUUGCUCAGAUUUACUUGAAGGGGUUAAUCUCGCAUUUGAAGUCUGGGCUUGGUACUCCACUGAGGAAGGAUGGUCUGGCUGAAGUUUACGUUUAUGAAUUGUUCGAUGAGGCUUCUGAUGUGAUCAACAGCAAUCGGACUGAGAUGUGGGGAAUUCUGUAUCCAAAUAUGACUAAGAAAUUCAGUAUUGACUUCUCCGGUUCAGCCAGAGCUUUUGGACGUGGAAACCUUGGAAUCUAUGGGAAUUCGCUCUUGGUCGAUCUUGUCCUUCCGUUUCUGAUGGGGAUUUUUGUUUCGUUGACCCUGUGAAUCAGUCUGACACUCGCAAUUGCUUCACAAAUUUGUGGUAAAUUCUGAAUAGCGGCAGAUACUCUGAACCAGAAAGUAAAGUUAGUAUAUGUGAUGAAGAUGCAUUUACCUGUUGAAAGGAUCCUCGAAAUGUAGUACUGAGAUAUGCUUUUCCCCUGUCAUUUUUCCCCUUAAGAUAGAGAUUGAUCGGAGUUAUGCUAGGCGUAUGUUUUAGUGACAUUCUGUUGUUUCUUCUGCUGAUACGAUGGGCAAAUUCAAAAGCUCUUGAUAUUCCUUGCAUCUGCACUCUGUUCUUUUCCUGUGCUACUUUUAGUCUUUUACUAUCAAAUUAGAAGCAUUUGCCGGUAUGGGUGUUAUGAUUUGGGCAUGUUUAUAUGGAUCAUUCGACUAGUUUUCUUAUACGGCUCAGUGUUUAAUGAUCUUCUGUCCCUUCCUUGUUUGUGUGGGGUGGAAUUCUGAAAUUGUAGCACCAUUGUAAUGGUCAGCAAGGUGAAGUUUUAAUCCUGUCCAGCUUCUAGUUUUGUAUUACUAGUUCAAUGCAGAGCCACAGUAGAUGCAAUUUGAGCUUAUUAAUCAGAGUAUUUGGAGGAGAAGUAGCUGCUUAUUCUAAGCUACUGUUAAGGUUUAAGUUGUAGUUGGAUUAUCUCGUGAUCACCAAACAAUUAGCUUGUUCUCUUGCUUGGAAGAUCACACAGUAUUCACUGAAAAUUGAUGCAUGAAAGUAUGGCAGCUAGGGGUUUACAGUUUCUUCGUUUUGCCUGCUUUUCUAAUGCAUUUUGAGGUUUACGUUCUUGCAAUUGUUUGUAAUAUGGACG
Oldenlandia corymbosa var. corymbosa is the source of this 2003-nucleotide messenger RNA. The record is from the annotation of a GenBank genome assembly. Lineage: Eukaryota; Viridiplantae; Streptophyta; Magnoliopsida; Gentianales; Rubiaceae.